This is a messenger RNA of Zeugodacus cucurbitae (melon fly), 1749 nucleotides long. RefSeq names its product kelch domain-containing protein 4. The transcript has 4 exons. NCBI's taxonomy places the organism in Eukaryota, Metazoa, Arthropoda, Insecta, Diptera, Tephritidae. The record is from RefSeq and is a predicted model, not a curated record. Gene Ontology annotation, molecular function: protein binding. The coding region runs from base 140 to 1678 and encodes 512 amino acids.
CUAGCUAAAAGUGCAUGAAAUAGCAACCCUGUGAUAUACACGUGCAACCGGUGUUUUGAUUCUUAAGAUCACUAUAGUAAAACAUUUAGAAUUAUAUUAAACAAAAGUAAAUUCUACAUUUAAAUUUAACCAAUUAAUUAUGGGUAAAAAGGAUAAGAAUAAGAAGAAAGGUAAAGGUGCCGAAAAGACGGCAAUGAAAACGGACAAGAAGUUAGCAGCCAAACAAAAACGCAUGCUUGAGAAGCUUGGUGAGACUGAUAUAGCUGAGGUGGUAGCCAAGUUAGAGGCCGAGGAAGCGCGUCGUAAAACCGUCACAGAAGAGAUAUGUCCACCACCAACGUCACGUUCGAAUUUCACAUUUGUUGCUCAUCCUGAAAAAGACGAGCUCAUACUUUUUGGUGGGGAAUUCUAUAAUGGUCAACGCGUUUGUGUUUACAAUGAUUUGUUCUUCUAUAAUAUUGCGAAAAACGAAUGGAAGCAAGUGAAAUCACCCGCAGGACCCGCACCACGUAGCGGACAUCAAAUGGUGGCAGUGGCUUCUGACGGCGGCCAAUUAUGGGUUUUCGGUGGUGAGCAUGCAAGUCCUUCGCAACUACAAUUCUAUCAUUACAAAGAUCUUUGGGUGAUGCGUAUGAAAACGCGUACAUGGGAAAAAGUGAAUGCGCCAAAUGGACCGAGCGCACGUAGCGGUCAUAGAAUGGUUGCCAAUAAAAAACGGCUUUUUAUUUUUGGUGGUUUUCACGAUAAUAAUCAGUCAUAUCGAUAUUUUAAUGAUGUACACGUAUUUUCCUUGGAAACGUAUGUUUGGUUGAAGAUCGACGUGAGUGGUGCAAUCGUACCAGCACCUCGUUCCGGUUGUUGUAUGGCUGCUUGUCCAGAUGGAAAAGUGCUUAUAUGGGGUGGUUAUUCAAAGGCAGCAAUCAAGAAAGAUGCAGAUCGCGGUGUUGCACACACAGACAUGUUUUCGCUUGUGCCUGAUAAGACCAACCCCAACGAUAAAUUUAAAUGGGUCACAGUAAAACCUGGCGGUUAUAGACCACUUCCACGAAGUAGUGUUAGUUGUGCGACAGCUGCCAAUGGUAAGUCGUACUGUUUUGGUGGAGUCAUGGACGUUGAUGAAGAUGAGGAAGAUAUCAAAGGACAGUUUGGCGAGGAGCUUUUAUCAUUGGACUUAGCUACGCAAACCUGGCGAUUAUUAGAAAUAUGUAAAAAAGAAAAGAACGCCAACAAGAAAAACAAAGAUCCAACGACACCGGAUGUCGAAAUGGAAGUCGGUUCAAACUCGACUGGAACCACAACUACAGAUGGAAUAUUUACCGUCACGGUGGCAGGUCCGAGUGCGGGCAGUAGUGUAUCUUUACCAAAAGUGCCUAGUUUGUUUCCAAAUAGACGACCGAAGAAUGUGCCUUCACCGCGCAUGAACUCGGGAAUAUGUGUAUCUAAAGGUGUACUCUACGUUUACGGUGGAUUGUAUGAAGAAGACAACAAGCAAUAUACAUUCAAUGAUUUUUAUGCAUUGGAUUUGCAUAAAUUAGAUGAAUGGAAAUCUAUCAUUUCCAAUGAUAUGAAUGCUCAUGAGUGGGUUGACAGCGAAAGUAGCGAUUCGGAUGAGGAUGAUAGCGGUGAAAGUGACAGCGACAGUGAUGACGAUGAUAGUGAUGGAAUGGAAACUGACUAAUUGUUAAUUAUAAUAACUAAUAAACUUGGGCAAUACAUAGAUUCUCAUCUUUGUAAGUCUUUUAAAAAAUA